Messenger RNA from Cutaneotrichosporon cavernicola, 1113 nucleotides. RefSeq lists its product as uncharacterized. NCBI's taxonomy places the organism in Eukaryota, Fungi, Basidiomycota, Tremellomycetes, Trichosporonales, Trichosporonaceae. The transcript is spliced from 4 exons. The record is from RefSeq and is a predicted model, not a curated record. Bases 1 to 1113 code for a protein of 370 amino acids.
AUGUCCAUUCAAUGCUUCUCAACCAAGCCCUCUGUCGAGCCAGGCCGCCCGCUGUCCAAGAUGCCACAAGCGCGACGCGCUGUCGUGGCCCUUCCUCGCCGACGGGCCCUCGUGUACAAGGCUACAGACGCCAUCGUAGUCGGUCCCCGUUCCCGCGCGGUAUCCCUUCCUCCCUCAUCUCCGCCAGCCGUGCUAGUCCCUGUUUCGCGACCCUCCCCAGUGCUGCACGAGAACUGUGACGUCGACCUUGGUGACCGUAUUACGCUAUCGCUGCCCACAUCGUUCGGUGGCGUGCCCGUCAUCGACCAUGUCGAUUUCUACAAAGCCGACACCUAUACGUUUCGUCACAAUUACGAGCAGCUGUGGCAUGUGUUAUGCUCGAGUGGUCCCACCGAUUGCGAGUACUUGGAUGCUGAUGAUGAUCUCGAUGGCGAGGCCGUUGAGGACGUUGAGGACGAGCUCUAUGAGUUGGACGACGAGCAGGACCCCGAAGAUAUCCUCGAAGUGCUUCUUCCCACCAGGCACAAUGUCAGUGUCCGCAACGCGACCCUCUCGCUGCACACUUACCUCCUCUCCGGUCGCAUCUUCGCGGCGUUCGCCGGCACCGUGUCCUACACCACUCAAUGUGGCGUCCAUAGUACGACUCUCGUUGCGAAGAUUCAUCGACCAACGACCCACACCGUGUCGCAGCUGUACGAGACUGCAGCUGAGGCUACCAUCUACGCUCGCAUGCCUGACGGCAUCGCGCCGCGCUUCCACGGCCUCUUCGUCAAAAUGGCUGGGGAGCGAAUGGUGACCAGUAUUCUCGAGUACGCUGGAACUCCGAUCGCGACGACCAGAGCUGCGCGUGCCCUUAGAUGCGACUACAAGGAAGCUAUCGUCCGCCUGUACAACAGCCUCCAUGAGGCGGGCAUCAUUCACGUCUCGUGCACUCCCAAGCAUUGGCUGUGCGCUGACGGAUGUUUCCGCCUGAUCGACUUUGGGUGCAGAUGGGUGCGCGACGGGGCUCCUGUCGGUCGUGUUAUAGAGCCCAGUGCUUUCACCUUCCAGGCGGCAGAGGAGAUGGCCAAGGUGCGCCGCACACUUGGGUUGCCAGUGUGGGCGAAAAGCUAG